Messenger RNA from Musa acuminata AAA Group (dessert banana), 1943 nucleotides. Its product is annotated as myb family transcription factor MOF1-like. The transcript is spliced from 5 exons. The record is from RefSeq and is a predicted model, not a curated record. Bases 763 to 1806 code for a protein of 347 amino acids. NCBI's taxonomy places the organism in Eukaryota, Viridiplantae, Streptophyta, Magnoliopsida, Zingiberales, Musaceae. Gene Ontology annotation, molecular function: DNA-binding transcription factor activity; DNA binding.
GACUUGUCCAUAUCGUGCUUACUUCUCUCGUAAGACUACACGUUUGGCAUGGAAGAAAGAAAGAGAAAAUAUUGCCGAGGAAUGCCAAGAGAUGUACCCAUUCAUCUUAAUGCUGGAACAUAUCAAAGUAUAUUCACAAAGAACGGGAGAAAAUAGAGUUUUUGAUGUGGGAAGGCAGCUCGGAAAAGACUACAAAAGUAAGGCUGGAGUGCGAUGAAGAAAUCCUGUGCUCAGAGAUUCUGUAGCUGUUUUCUUGUGCUCUUUUCUAUGAGAAUGUAUACCUUUUGCUCCGGUGUCGCUCUCCACUCUCUGGAGAGUCAAAAAGCUGUGGACGACUGUAAUAAUUAGGAGAAGGUGAUGAUGUGCGAAUUCCUACCUGUACAGGUAGAGGAAUAUUGAAAUGGAUCAGAGAAAGGCCAGCGAGACGCUUUUGUCCGGUCUCACUCUCUCUCGAUCUUUCAUCAUACCAUCUUCUUUCACUUCAGUGAUUGCGUCCUCUUUGUGAUGAAUUGUUCUAGUGAUUGGCUUCCCACAUCAUCGAGUGUUUCGUUGAUCCAAGACUGUCCGAAUGAUAUUUAGAGGUCCCAUGUAGCUGAAGCAGCUAAAAGGUGAAGGCCUUUACAUCAGACACCGGAGAAAGAGCAAUGUUUUGAGUUUUGUGGUACAAUGCAGCUUGACAGGAGUUUUAUCUCUAGAAUCUCUCAGCUAGUUAAGAGAGAGAUUGUUGGAGUUGAAUAAAAGGCUAUAGCUGCAGGAAGGGAGAUGGGGAACUGUGGAAGGAAUGGAGCUGUGAGACAAUACAUUCGAUCUAAAGUUCCUCGGAUGAGAUGGACGCCUGAACUGCACCACUGCUUUGUUCAUGCCAUACAAAGGCUCGGUGGCCAAGAGAAGGCAACACCUAAGCUUGUGCUCCAGUUGAUGGAUGUUGGAGGACUAACUAUAUCCCAUGUUAAGAGCCAUCUCCAGAUGUACAGAAGCACGAGGAACGAAGGAGGCAAGCAAGAUUUGCAUGAAAGAAAGCACUCAAACCCAGGCAAUGACAAAGUUGCUGGUGAGCAACAUGGUCUUGGCCCUUGCCACGCUUCAGUCCCCACCGAGGAGUUCCAGUCGCACCUUCUGUACUCUCCUCUUUCCCCUUUAAAACGGUUGGCAACUUACAGCCAGCUUCAUCUCCACUUGCUAUCAGUCAUGUUAGCAACAUAUAGAGACAACAUCCAAGUUUCUUCUCAACAGACUCCUACCUCACCUUUUGCUAAUCCUUUCCCCAUUCCUUUUGUUUACUGUAUCAAUAGGAUUAGAUUGGAUACACAAACCAGUUCGAAAGGUGUGCAAGACUUGACUGUGGAUACGACCCCGUACUCGGUUGAUCAUUACAUGCAAGACUUAACUGUGGAGAGGGGAGCAAAGGAAGGUCUCAGCUGGCAAAGAGAAACUGCCCGGGCUGAGAACCACUUCUCCAAGCUUACAGCUGUCAGAUACAUGGUGGACGGAUGUGAUCCUUCUAAGGUAGAACAAAAUAGUGAGGCCACCAUAAGAAAUGAUCAUUAUCUCAUGCCUGCAAACAAGUUCAUCACCAAACAGAUCUGUGGGAAUGGAUGCCUGUCAUGCAAACCACCAUCACAUAACAAUGAGUGUGCGGAGAGCGAGGAAGCUAACGAUUGCUCUCUGUCGCUGUCCUUAUCGUUGAACAGUGGAGCCAGUUGUGCAUGCUCUUCUUCCUCCAGCAGAGACUUCACUGACCACUCGAGCUACUCUGGUGGUGACAGAGUUAAUCUGGAUCUCUCCAUGUCUAUCUGUGAAACUUAAACAGGUUGCCUGAUACAUAUAUCUCUUGUGACUCUUCUCCCUUCUUUGGCCAUUGUUUCCUUUUAAUGGCCAUUGUUUCCUUGUAAGGAUUUACUCGGUUCAUUCGACAGGUUGCUAAAAGCUUUACUUUACAUGAA